AGCAAGUAUAUUCAGCUACGCUCCGAGCUGGUGCAACUGACCAUGUCAGUUGUUCAAUUUUUUUCAUUUUCGCUUUACCUCACGAUUGCUGCUUACGCAUUCGAAAUAGCAUCAAACUCGUACGAUAUCUCUCUCAACAUUAAGCAUGACAAACUCUGGUCGGAUGAAAAUAACGUUUACACUGUGGCACUGCUAAGCUGGCAGCUUUUUCAUGUGAUUGGAUUUGUCGCCUUAUUCGCCAUACCAGAUUCCACCGAGCAAGAGGCCAACCGAACGGGAAACAUUUUUCACGAAUUUUUGACUUUACGUACACCACGAAUCUGCGUUCACAAGUCAACUACGGAGUCGCUUGGAUUAUUUCAAAGGCCUUUAGUCAUUCAACUCUUCGGUGUACUGGACAUAAAAUUCUCGACCAUCUAUACGAUCAGCAGUCUCAUCUUUACAUCCAUUACGAUAAUGAUGCAGCUGGAUGAUCAAGACAGUGCAGAAGACAUUAUCCACUGAACCGACUGAUUGAGAAAAUCAUCGCGAGAUCCAUUUCUCUGGUGGACAUUGCUACGAGAUUCUGCACGAUUAAUUCGAUGUA
Molecule: messenger RNA, 586 nt
Organism: Venturia canescens
Lineage: Eukaryota; Metazoa; Arthropoda; Insecta; Hymenoptera; Ichneumonidae
Exons: 4
Coding region: 43-504 (153 amino acids)
Biological process (GO): sensory perception of taste
Cellular component (GO): membrane
Source: RefSeq, a predicted model, not a curated record